UUUCGUCAGCAAUGGCACGCUUGCCUUCUCAUCGUCUCGCGGCUCUCCUCCUCCUCCUCCUCGUCGUGGUCUCGCCGUGUCACGCGGCGGCGGCGGCGGCGGCGGACGGUGGGCAGAGGCCGACUAGGCCGAAAGCCGUGGCGAUGCCGGUGGUCAGGGACGGCGCGACGAGGCAGUACGUGGCGACGUUCCAGCAGCGAACGCCGCGGGUGGCGGUGAAGGCCGUGGUGGACCUCUCGGGCGGCGCCACGCUCUGGGUGGACUGCGACGCCGCCGCCGGGUACGCGUCGUCCUCGUACGCCGGCGUGCCAUGCGGGUCCAAGCCCUGCCGCCUCGUGGAGAGCCCCUCCUGCAGCUACAUCGCCAGCUGCCUGGGCUCGCCGCCGUCUCCGGCGUGCCUCAACCGCACCUGCACCGGGCACGCCGAGAACACGGUCACGAGCUCCGUCGGCAGAGGCAACGUCGUCACCGACGUGCUGUCGCUGCCCACCACCUUCCCCUCGGCCCCGGUCCGGCAAGGGCCGCUCGCCACCGCGCCGGCGUUCCUGUUCACCUGCGGGCCCACGUCCCUGACCCAAGGCCUCGCCGCCGGCGCCGCUGGCAUGGCGUCCCUCAGCCGCGCCCGCCUCGCGCUCCCCGCGCAGCUGGCUGGCACCUUCCGCUUCUCCCGCAAGUUCGCGCUCUGCCUCCCUUCGGUCGACGCCGGCGUCGUCGUCUUCGGCGACGCGCGCUACGUGUUCGACGGCAUGGACCACUCCAACUCGCUGCUCUACACGCCGCUCAUCACCAGGACGACGGACAGGUCGAGCGAAUACUUCAUCAGCCUGAAGCGCGUCGUGGUGGACGACCGCGCCGUGCCGCUGAACGCGACGCUGCUCGACGUCGGCACCAAGCUGAGCACGGUCUCGCCCUACACCGUGCUGGAGACCUCCAUCCACGAGGCGGUCACGCGCGCGUUCGCGGCGUCGAUGGCCACGGCGGGGAUCCCGCGCGUCCCGGCCGUGGCGCCGUUCGAGCUGUGCUACGACGGGAGCAAGGUGGAGAGCAGCGCCAUCACAGGGGAGCCGGCCGUGCCGGUGGUGUUCGAGCUGCACGUGCAGAGCGAGGUGAGGUCGAAGGUGGCGCCGUGGAUGGUGUCGGGGGCGAACCUGAUGGCGCGCGCCGACGGCGGGGCGCUCUGCCUCGCCGUGGUGGACGGCGGAGCGGCGCCGGAGGCGCCGGUGGUGAUCGGCGGCCACAUGAUGGAGGAGAUCCUGCUGGUGUUCGACCUGGAGAAGUCGCGGUUGGGCUUCAGCCCAAACCUUGGGGCCUUCGGCUUGUCCUGCAGCAAGUUUCGCCUCGGGUAGCACGUAUUGGCAUCGUAGGCUCGUAGCUAAUCUUUCUCGGGCCUCAAACUCCCAAAAUCUAUACCUGCAUUUUGCCGUCGCAUGUUGGAAUAAAUUGCUCCCUCCUGCCGUCCUGCGUAUCUACAACCCGGUUAUACCCCACGAUGGAGGUGUACACUA
This is a messenger RNA of Oryza sativa Japonica Group (Japanese rice), 1505 nucleotides long. RefSeq names its product probable aspartic proteinase GIP2. Lineage: Eukaryota; Viridiplantae; Streptophyta; Magnoliopsida; Poales; Poaceae. The record is from RefSeq and is a predicted model, not a curated record. Gene Ontology annotation, molecular function: aspartic-type endopeptidase activity. Gene Ontology annotation, biological process: proteolysis.